Molecule: messenger RNA, 2695 nt
Organism: Mizuhopecten yessoensis (Yesso scallop)
Lineage: Eukaryota; Metazoa; Mollusca; Bivalvia; Pectinida; Pectinidae
Product: TAF6-like RNA polymerase II p300/CBP-associated factor-associated factor 65 kDa subunit 6L
Exons: 12
Coding region: 363-2639 (758 amino acids)
Biological process (GO): transcription initiation at RNA polymerase II promoter; RNA polymerase II preinitiation complex assembly
Cellular component (GO): SLIK (SAGA-like) complex; transcription factor TFIID complex; SAGA complex
Molecular function (GO): transcription coactivator activity; protein heterodimerization activity; RNA polymerase II general transcription initiation factor activity
Source: RefSeq, a predicted model, not a curated record
GAAAAUAAACAUGGACGACACGGACAGAAGCAGGUGCCCGCCGGAUAAUGUUUACAGUUAAAAUGCUAUAUUUUGCUCGUCAAUUGGGCUUAUGUUAUAGGUCACAUACUGGAACACAUUGGUCUAGAACUUCAAAAUGAAGAUGGUCAUAAUGAUGGAAUGCAAUUGUAGAGAAUCACAUUUUCAUCUAGAGUUAAAUUGAGCAAUAACAGUUAUGAUUUAUUUGCAUUUGUCCCGAUAUAUCAUGGAUUUGAGACAUAUGAGAAUGUUAUGUGGCAAUCACAGAUAUUGCCAUAUAUGUUAAAACCUUAAAAAUGAAUAACUAGAACAACUAUAAAUAGCAUCGUGAAAUAUAGGAAGUGAUGGAGAAGGAAGAUAGGAGACUCCCUAUUAUUGAUGAAAAAAGAUUUGCCAUCCUGACAAAAGAAUCAAUAAGACUCAUCGCAGAAGCUGGAGGUCAUGCAGACUUGCCAGAUGAUGUGGCUGCUCUUUUAGGAGAGGAUGUCAGCUACAGACUUCGGGAGGCAGCUCAGAAUGGAGCCCAGUAUAUGAAGCAUGCCAAAAGAAAAAAGAUGACCACAGAUGAUUUUAAUAAAUCACUUAAAGUCAGUGAUAUUCAGCCAGUACAUGGGUACCGAUCUCCAGAAAACUUGCCUUUCCGACAGACCAAAGAUGGAGAACUCUUCUUCAUGGAAGAUUCAGAAACAAAUUUUGCCAAUGUUGCCUUCAGUAAUUAUGUUCCGAAAAAUUCUGGAGAAACCUCCAUUAAAGCUCACUGGCUUGCUGUUGAAGGUGUCUCAAAAGUGUCGUCUGCUCUUCAUCAAAAUCUCAUUAAACCCAUCAUCAAACGUGAGGAUCUGCAGAUGUACUUUGACAACGUGACCAAUGCCAUCCUAGGCUGUGACCCUGACGCCAUGAAGAUUGCUUUACAAGAUCUCAAGACAAAUUCCCAAAUUGUCCCACUUCUUCCCCGUUUUGUCAGUUUUGUUGCCAAUGGGGUGAAAACUGUAAGCCAUGAUAUCUGUCAACUGACAAAACUGCUACACACCAUAAAAGCCCUCAUCAACAACACCUCAUUGUACCUAGAACCUCAGCCUUAUCUGAACAUGGUGGUACAGGGUACAACCUAUUGUUUGCUGGAACCCCUGGCUGCCUCCAUCAAUCCGUCCAAUGAUCACUGGGCCCUGCGUGACUAUGCCGCACGCCUGCUAGCUCAGAUCAUUAUGUCCUGGUCUAGUCCCAUCAACCACCUGCUGUACAACACAGUGAAGAACCUGAGGGAAGUCCUGUGUGACCAUGCCAAACCUUUCUGUUGUCACUACGGUGCUGUCAUGGGGCUCACUGCUCUCGGUUACAAGCCUGUUGAGGAGGUGCUAAUCCCCCACCUCCCAGUCUACUGGCCUCAUCUUAUCUCAGUGCUAGAGGAUACCUCCUACGCCAAUGCUAUUACAAAGGCAGAUGCCCACAAAGUCCACGGUGCCAUGCUGUUGGCCGUGGAAUUUGUCAUUAAGAAGCAUAUCCGAAUGUUUGAGGAGCAAGUAGAGGAGUAUGAAAACAACAAAAUGGAGUUAAAUUUCAAAUCAAAGGAGCAAGUGUCUCCGUCAAAGACUUAUACCAGUGCUGCCCCUCAGCUACAGUCCUCUGUGAGCCAGUUAUACAGAGAUAUGUACGAUUAUUUUGGUGAUAGCCUAGCUAUUAGACUUCCAGACUUGUGCGAAAAAAUUGAUCUCAAAAGAAAAGUAUUUGUGGGUAAGAAACAGGAGAAAAUUGUGUCAUUAACUGACCCAGAAGCUGCAAAAAGUGGAGAUGAACUUCUGGCGGAAUUCAUGGAGCAGGUUAGAAUUCAGGAAAUUCUGGAUAAGGAAAGGCGAGAGAGAGAGAAAAUAGAAAAUGCAAGACUUGAAGUAUUAAGGAAAGAGAGAGAAGAGCAAGAACGUAUACUUAGAGAAAAACAAGCGAGGAUCGACAAAGUGAAACAGGCUGAACAGGACAAACAAGCACAUGAACUUGAGUUGUUACGACAACAUCACAUGCGACGAUCAGCAGAAUUGUUAGAAAUUGAGAAGCAGAGACAUAAAGAUAUGCUAAAUCAAACCAAAAAGGACUUGCGUGUUUUGAAAAAGCCAAGUUACAAGGAGGUCGAUACUGAUGAUGAGGAAGAAAUGAGUGAUGGUGGUAGAAGAAGAAAAGCUGUUAAAAUACCUCAGCUACCUCAAGUCAGUCGUGAAGUAAAAACAGAGGUGGAGGAGGAUGCUAGUUUUGCUGGACCAAGUCAGUCUCACCUGGCUGUGAGCACUGUCAGUGAUACUAGUGAAGGCAUCAAACUCAAGUUUGUUAGACGACCAACGUUAAAAUUACAAAUCAAACCUCUAGCUGUACCCUCGCCUCCAUCGCGAGAUCAAAAAGACUCAAAACAUAGUGGCAAAAAGCGGAAACAGAGUCAAAGAACUAGCACAUCAGCAUCUAAUUUUGAUGCGUAUGAAUUUAUAGAAUCAGAUCCUGAGGACUUUAAGCAACAAUUAUCCUUUAAACCCCACUAUUACUCAUCAGAGGGGGAGAAUUCAGAUGGUGCGGGGCAAAAAAAGCCACUAAAAAUGAAACUGAAAGUAAAAGAUCCACAAGAUUUUACAUCAGAAUGAUGAAGUGUAAGGUGAUUGAUAUUGUAUCCAACAGAAAUAAAGCAUUAUACAAAUUA